This is a messenger RNA of Myotis davidii, 688 nucleotides long. RefSeq names its product chromosome unknown open reading frame, human C17orf49 (gene BACC1). Lineage: Eukaryota; Metazoa; Chordata; Mammalia; Chiroptera; Vespertilionidae. The transcript has 5 exons. The record is from RefSeq and is a predicted model, not a curated record. Gene Ontology annotation, cellular component: NURF complex; MLL1 complex. The annotation marks the transcript as partial.
CCCGUGGCCGACUCUUCCCCCGCGGGUGCCAAGUGGACGGAGACGGAGAUAGAGAUGCUGAGGGCUGCUGUGAAGCGGUUUGGGGACGAUCUUAAUCACAUCAGCUGUGUCAUCAAGGAACGGACAGUGGCUCAGAUAAAGGCCACGGUGAAGCGCAAAGUAUAUGAAGACUCCGGCAUCCCCCUUCCAUCUGAGUCACCCAAGAAAGGGCUGAAGAAGGUGGCAUCGGGUGUCUUGUCGCCUCCUCCAGCUGCCCCUCCACCAAGCAGCUCCAGUGUCCCUGAGGCUGGGGGUCCCCCCAUAAAGAAGCAGAAGGCCGAUGUGACCCUCAGUGCUCUGAACGACUCCGACGCCAACAGUGACCUGGUGGAUGUUGAAGGGCUAGGAGAAACUCCUCCAUCCAAGAAACUCAACUUCGACCAGGACAGCCUGACCCUGGAUUCUGGCCUUCUCGUGACCUCCGCUCAGCCUCCUCUGCUGUCUCGCUGAGCCCUCCACCUCUGACCCCUCUCACUGUUUACCCUGGACCUGUGGAUCGCCUGGGACUCUGAGCAAGGCCUGCCCGAGAGAGGGUCAAAGGACUGCCAGGGCUGCCCCCUGGCUGUCGCUGUAUAAGCAUCUGCCCCAAACCCUUUCGUGUGCAUCUGAUGGACAUUUUUAUACAGAAAAAAAUAAAGACUUCCCUCUC